UCCCCGUGACGAGGCAGCGCGGAGCCGCCGCGGGCCSGGCCCAUCCCGCCGCAGCGGCCCCGGGGCCAAGCAGGGACGAGGCGGGGAGGGAGCAGCGCAGAGCGGGGCCCGGAGAGCGGCCAGAAUGGUGCUGGAAGGAAACCCUGAAGUGGGGACCCCCCGAACCUCAGACCUCCAGCACCCCGGAAACAAGGGCUCUUGCAUCCUUUCUUCCAGUGAAGAUGCACAGCCGGGMGAGGAGCCCAUCAAGUAUGGUGAACUCAUCGUCCUGGGAUGCUGUGAGGAAGGAGGUGAGGAAACCGAGGCUCAGAGAGGGGAAGUGACUGGCCCAAGGGCACACAGCUGCUACAAUGGGUGUCUGGCAAGUGGGGACAAGGGUCGUCGGCGAAGCCGCCUUGCACUGAGUCGCCGGCCACAUGCCAAUGGAGUGAAGCCAGAUGUCAUGCACCACAUCUCUACACCCCUCGUCUCCAAGGCUCUGAGUAACCGAGGCCAGCACAGCAUCUCAUACACACUGUCCCGGAGCCACUCAGUUAUAGUGGAAUACACGCAUGACAGCGACACAGACAUGUUCCAGAUUGGACGCUCCACAGAGAACAUGAUAGACUUUGUGGUAACAGACACAUCCCCUGGAGGAGGGGCUGCAGAGGGCCCUUCUGCCCAGAGCACCAUCUCCCGCUAUGCCUGCCGCAUCCUCUGUGACCGCAGGCCACCCUAUACUGCCCGCAUCUAUGCCGCUGGCUUUGAUGCCUCCAGCAACAUCUUCCUUGGAGAGCGGGCAGCCAAAUGGCGGACCCCCGAUGGCCUGAUGGAUGGCCUGACCACCAAUGGGGUCCUGGUGAUGCACCCUGCGGGAGGCUUCUCAGAAGACUCGGCCCCAGGUGUCUGGCGGGAGAUCUCCGUCUGCGGGAAUGUGUACACACUGCGGGACAGUCGCUCAGCCCAGCAGCGGGGGAAGCUGGUGGAAAAUGAAUCCAACGUGCUGCAAGACGGCUCGCUCAUCGACCUGUGUGGGGCCACACUGCUGUGGCGCACUCCGGCAGGGCUGCUGCGGGCACCCACGCUGAAGCAGCUGGAGGCCCAGCGGCAGGAGGCCAAUGCAGCACGGCCCCAGUGCCCAGUGGGCCUCAGCACCUUGGCCUUCCCCAGUCCAGCCCGCGGUCGCACAGCGCCUGACAAGCAGCAGCCCUGGGUCUACGUCCGCUGCGGUCAUGUCCACGGCUACCACGGCUGGGGCUGCCGGCGGGAACGGGGCCCCCAGGAGCGCGAGUGUCCUCUCUGCCGCCUUGUGGGGCCCUAUGUGCCCCUGUGGCUUGGCCAGGAGGCUGGCCUCUGCCUGGACCCUGGGCCGCCCAGCCACGCCUUUGCACCCUGCGGCCACGUCUGCUCUGAGAAGACUGCCCGCUACUGGGCCCARACGCCGCUACCCCACGGCACCCAUGCUUUCCAUGCCGCCUGCCCCUUUUGUGGGGCCUGGCUUACGGGUGAACAUGGCUGCGUCCGCCUCAUAUUCCAGGGGCCACUGGACUAAGCUCCUGGGRCCUCUGCUGCCGUGCCCGCCUGCCCACCCAGGUCUCCCACCCCCUGCAGCCCAGAUGGAGCUCUGCAUGUGGGACUCUACCUGUUGGCACAUUGCUCACUGGCUGGACACACUGGAUGGGCUGUGACCCUCCCCUGAGCUCUGGUCCCCAGGGAGGUCCCCAAGAUCUCUACCCUAGUCAUACUGAUGAGGGCUUUAGCACCAGUGCUGUUCCAGGCUGAUGGAGGGAGUCAGCCCCAUGCCCCUGCCCUUCCAGGGGCAUCCCACAUCAUGCCGCCUACACUGUGCCCUUGGGGGAGUGAAGGAGCUGUGGUUCCUGACCCCCAGCUUAGGCUGGCUGUGCCCUGAGCCUGCCAAGUCAGUAACAGGUAUCUGUCCUUCCUGAUGCUGCCCYGCCGGGUUCCCCUAUAAACCUUGCUGCUCAGCUGCCC
Molecule: messenger RNA, 1971 nt
Organism: Urocitellus parryii (Arctic ground squirrel)
Lineage: Eukaryota; Metazoa; Chordata; Mammalia; Rodentia; Sciuridae
Gene: Peli3
Product: pellino E3 ubiquitin protein ligase family member 3
Biological process (GO): protein K63-linked ubiquitination; regulation of Toll signaling pathway
Molecular function (GO): ubiquitin protein ligase activity; protein binding
Source: RefSeq, a predicted model, not a curated record